Molecule: messenger RNA, 4159 nt
Organism: Balaenoptera acutorostrata (minke whale)
Lineage: Eukaryota; Metazoa; Chordata; Mammalia; Artiodactyla; Balaenopteridae
Gene: IFT80
Product: intraflagellar transport 80
Exons: 21
Coding region: 188-2614 (808 amino acids)
Biological process (GO): cilium assembly
Cellular component (GO): centrosome; intraciliary transport particle B; cilium
Molecular function (GO): protein binding
Source: RefSeq, a predicted model, not a curated record
CGCCCGGCAGGGAAGUAUCGCGGGAAGAGGGAGUGAGCUUAGCUCUUAGGAGUCGCUAUGGUGACAGGGAGGUUCGAGGCUUCUUGGUAACUGGUCCCACUUCUGUGAGUACGAUCGCCACCGCUUUCCUGGCACUUAAGUGAAUACAAUCAAGUGGCAUUUUAAAAUUUUGCUGGAAGGUGGAGACAUGAGACUGAAGAUAUCUCUUUUAAAAGAACCAAAGCAUCAAGAAUUAGUAAGCUGUGUGGGCUGGAAUACUGCUGAGGAGCUGUAUUCAUGUAGUGAUGAUCACCAGAUAGUGAAGUGGGACUUGUUAACUAGUGAAACCAGUCAAAUAGUAAAGCUGCCUGAUGAUCUUUACCCAGUAGAUCUUCACUGGUUUCCGAAAAGUUUAGGCAUAAAGAAACAAACUCAAGCAGAAAGCUUUGUUCUCACAAGUUCUGAUGGCAAAUUUCAUCUGAUUUCUAAGUUAGGAAGAGUGGAAAAAAGUGUGGAAGCUCACUGUGGAGCAGUACUUGCUGGGCGAUGGAAUUAUGAAGGAACAGCAUUAGUUACAGUUGGAGAAGAUGGACAAAUAAAAAUCUGGUCAAAGACUGGAAUGCUAAGAUCAACUUUAGCUCAGCAAGGAACACCAGUGUAUUCAGUAGCAUGGGGCCCUGAUUCAGAAAAGGUUCUUUACACAGCAGGCAAACAGCUGAUCAUUAAACCUCUUCAACCAAAUGCUAAAGUUUUACAGUGGAAAGCUCAUGAUGGCAUUAUUUUAAAAGUAGACUGGAACUCAGUCAAUGAUUUAAUUUUAUCUGCUGGCGAAGACUGUAAAUAUAAGGUAUGGGAUAGCUACGGCCGCCCUCUGUACAGUUCACAACCUCAUGAGCAUCCUAUUACCUCAGUUGCCUGGGCUCCAGAUGGAGAAUUAUUUGCUGUUGGAUCAUUUCAUACUUUACGCUUGUGUGAUAAAACUGGGUGGUCAUAUGCUUUAGAAAAGCCCAACACUGGCAGCAUAUUUAAUAUCACAUGGUCAAUUGAUGGCACCCAGAUUGCUGGAGCCUGUGGAAAUGGACAUGUUGUUUUUGCACAUGUGGUGGAGCAACGUUGGGAGUGGAAAGAUUUUCAAGUAACGUUAACUAAAAGAAGGACCAUGCAGGUUCGUAACGUUCUUAAUGAUGCAGUGGAUUUACUGGAAUUCCGUGAUAGAGUCAUUAAAGCCUCUUUGAACUAUGCACACUUAGUUGUUUCAACAUCUCUUCAGUGUUAUGUGUUCUCUACGAAGAACUGGAAUACACCACUUAUAUUUGAUCUCAAAGAAGGAACUGUUAGUUUAAUUCUGCAGGCAGAAAGACAUUUUCUUCUUGUAGAUGGUGGUGGUAUCUAUUUAUAUUCUUAUGAAGGGCGCUUCCUUUCCUCUCCAAAAUUUCCUGGAAUGAGAACAGAUAUUCUAAAUGCACAGACGGUCUCUCUGAGUAAUGAUACCAUAGCAAUAAAAGACAAAGCUGAUGAAAAGAUAAUCUUCCUCUUUGAGGCAUCAACUGGAAAACCACUGGGAGACGGGAAGCUUCUUUCUCAUAAGAAUGAAAUUUUGGAAAUUGCUCUAGAUCAAAAGGGACUUACCAAUGAUAGAAAAGUUGCUUUCAUUGAUAAAAAUAGAGAUCUCUGUAUCACUUCAGUGAAACGAUUUGGGAAGGAAGAACAAAUUAUCAAACUUGGAACAAUGGUGCAUACUCUGGCAUGGAGUGAUACAUGCAACAUCCUCUGUGGACUUCAAGAUACUCGAUUUACAGUGUGGUAUUACCCCAAUACGGUUUAUGUGGACAGAGACAUUUUGCCUAAAACAUUAUAUGAAAGGGAUGCAAGUGAAUUUAGUAAAAAUCCCCAUAUCGUGAGUUUUGUUGGAAAUCAGGUAACUAUAAGAAGAGCUGAUGGCUCACUGAUUCACAUCAGCAUAUCACCAUAUCCUGCUAUUCUCCACGAAUACGUAAGCAGUUCAAAAUGGGAAGACGCUGUAAGACUUUGUCGUUUUGUUAAGGAGCAAACCAUGUGGGCUUGCCUAGCUGCUAUGGCAGUCGCUAAUCGAGAUAUGACUACUGCAGAAAUAGCCUACGCAGCAAUUGGUGAAAUUGAUAAGGUUCAAUACAUCAAUUCUAUAAAAAAUCUUCCAUCUAAAGAAUCAAAAAUGGCCCACAUAUUAAUGUUUAGUGGGAACAUACAGGAGGCUGAAAUGGUACUUCUUCAGGCUGGCCUUGUUUAUCAAGCGAUUCAGAUCAAUAUUAAUCUCUACAACUGGGAAAGGGCACUUGAAUUAGCUGUUAAAUACAAAACACAUGUUGAUACAGUGCUUGCCUACCGUCAAAAGUUUUUGGAGACAUUUGGUAAACAGGAAACUAAUAAACGAUACCUGCAGUAUGCAGAAGGUCGUCUUCUCUAUGAAAACUCACAGAAGCUUCUCCGAGAUCUCAGUACCAGGAAGACUGUGCCCCUCUCAAGCAGCUGGUUUGGAUUUGACUUACAAACGCUGAAUCCUUUAACUUAUCUGCUUUUUCUUUGUAUUUCCUGCUACAAAGCUCAGAACCAAGAUGCAUUCUUACCAUAUCCAGGGCCAUUAUUUCCCUACUCAUGAGAAGUCAAUGAAAAGAAAAAUGUCUGAAAUGUUUUAGUACGUGAAUGAGUUUGAUAACUGAAAACCAGGAGCGAAAGUUCGUUAGUACUGGAGAACCUGGCAUUUCCAGGUGGCUUUGUUUAAGAUAUGGUAUUUAGCAGCCUUGCAAAAGAUAUCAGUCACAGACUAUAUAUCUAUAUAGAUAUGUCUGUAUCCAUAUAGCUAUAUCUGCAUUCUAUACUAUAUAUAGAAUAUUAAAAAUAAGUAAAACCAGCAUCUCAUCAUGAUUUAUUUUCAGGUGAAAGAAUAAAACUAUUUUCUACAUUUCUAUUUUCUACUAGUUCUAUGUAAUAAAUAACUUCCAGGUGAAAUCUAUAAAACUGACCACCAAGAUAUUGCCGUUAGUGCUUUAAAAAUGUUUCUAUCCAGGUAUUCUAGUGUUGUGAACACAUGGGUUCUGUGUGUAUUAAUAUGGUGUGUUAAAUAUGUGUGUGUAUUACCAUGAGAUAUGUUAAUUUAUCACUAAUAAAAAUAGCUUUUCAGGAUUCCGCCCCCCCCCCAACAAAAUUAUGCCUGAACAGAAUCAUGCUUGGUAAAUCAAUGAAUUACAAGAAAAAAACCAAAGUAAACUCAUUUUUUAUUGAACUGGGGCAUGUGAAUAAAAGCUUGUGUGACGUGUAGGAAAAAAACAAGUGCAAAACUUGUUGUAACUUUAAAAUUUAGUAGAAUCUCAUUGCAUGAUUGGUGUCACAUUAUAGACAUUCUGAAUUUUAGGGAGAGAAAUGUUCCAUAGCUGGUACAAGGAAAACAUCUUGAUUCAUAUUUUACGUGUAUUUUCACAAGAUUUUGUUGUACACUUCUAGAUGUUGGUAGUAACAACAUAGAGGAUAUACUUUAUAUACUGGUACUUGGAUAUUCAUGUUGAUGUUUCAGAUAUGGGUGAGUUUUUAAAAGUGUCUAAAACAGUGUUCCCUCAAAGAAUAAAUCAUUAAAGGAAUAAGGCAACUUUCCGGUUUGUCUGAACGGUGGGUGGUACUGACAGCCACAUGUAAUUAAAACGUAGUGUUUGAGUAACAUUAAUAUUUGUGAUUAUUCAAUAUAAUGUGAUUUCAUUAAAUCCUGUACCAUUCUCAAAAAAGUUGAUAUAGUCUCAACUGCUGAUGCUUUCGCCAAUUCACAGCUUAAAAUUGCUUUUAAAUGAUAAAGACACACAUUUCAUAUUUUAAUACAUUACCAUAUAGUCACACAUCUAAUACAAUUUGCACAGAGAAAGGUUUUAAUGUUUUCUGUUUUAAUACACUUCAAAUGAUUCUCUUUAAUGACAGGGUCAUUAGCUUUUAGAAGUUUAGAGUAAACCAUUCUCUUCUCUUACAAUUCAGACAUCUUAAGGUUUCUUAGAACUGGCAGACUUUUUCAAUCAGCUUUAAAAAGUUUAAAGUAAUCAAAUCAUUUUCUUCUAAUACAAUUCAGAUAUUUUAAGAUUUCUCAGGAUUGCCAGAACUUUUCAAUCAUAAGAACAACUUGUCUAGAUACAUGUGUGAGGUCCACUGUGUAGUUUUUCUCAAU